Molecule: messenger RNA, 2787 nt
Organism: Tachyglossus aculeatus (Australian echidna)
Lineage: Eukaryota; Metazoa; Chordata; Mammalia; Monotremata; Tachyglossidae
Gene: TRAPPC12
Product: trafficking protein particle complex 12
Exons: 12
Coding region: 47-1999 (650 amino acids)
Cellular component (GO): TRAPP complex; Golgi apparatus
Molecular function (GO): protein binding
Source: RefSeq, a predicted model, not a curated record
GCCGCCCUCCGCGCUUUCUUCCUCCUCCGCCGCCGCCCAGGAAAGCAUGGACGAGGCGGGAGGAAGCGGUCCGACCGGGAGCCGCGGCGCGUCCCCGCCGGGCCGGGCCGAGGAGGCCCCGGGCCGCCUCCUCUUCCACGAGGAGACCAUCGACCUCGAGGAGGACGAGUCCGGGUCGGAGGGCGGCGAGGCGACGGCGGCGGCGGCCGGCUCGGACGGCCGGCUGAACGAGCACCUGAUGGAGAGCGUCCUCAUCUCCGACUCCCCGGACCAGAGCGAGGGGGAGGCGGACGGGCCCCGGGACCCGACGGCGGAGGAGGAGGAAGAGGAGGCCGGCGCCGUCGGCCUCCUCGGCGGCGAGGAGCCGCAGCUGGCGUUUCCCGACGGCUUUGAGCCCCAGAUGGUGAAGUCUCCCAGCUUCGGCGGCGAGGGCAGGGCCGCCGCCGUCCACCCCAGCCCCAGCCUCAGCAACUUCUUCGCCGACGCGGCGAGCGGCGGCGCCCUAGGCUCCGACUUCUUCGACUCGUUCACCACGUCGGCCUUCGUGCCGUCGGGCUCGUGCCCGUCUCCCGGGGCCGCCCCGGGCCCCGCGGGCGUCCCUCCGGCCGCGGCCCCCGCCCCGGAGCCCUUCUCCCGGAUCCGGGCGGCGUUCGCGGGCGGCGACGACCCCUUCGCCGCGGCCCUGAGCCUCAGCGAGGUGGCCCGGAGGAGCGACGCCUGGCUGCCCCGGGAGGAGACCCGGAAGGUGCUGGCGGCCCUGGCCGCGCAGCACGGCACCACCGUCUUCGUCGCCAAGGACAAGCUCACCAUGCCGGGCCUGAAGUUCGACAACAUCCAGGGGGAUGCGGUCAAAGACUUGAUGCUUCGUUUUUUGGGUGAAAAAGCGGCAAUGAAGAGACAGGUUUUGACCGCCAACUCGGUGGAACAGUCUUUCGUUGGGCUGAAGCAACUAAUCAGCAGCAAGAACUGGCGGGCGGCGGUGGAUCUCUGCGGGCGGCUCCUCACCGCCCACGGCCAAGGCUACGGCAAGACCGGGCUGCCCACCAGCCACACCGCCGACUCCUUGCAGCUCUGGUUUGUGCGGUUGGCACUCCUGGUGAAGCUGGCCCUUUUCCAAAAUGCGGACGCGGAGUUCGAGCCGUUCGGGAACCUGGACCAGCCCGACCUGUACUACGAGUACUACCCCCACGUCUAUCCGGGCCGCAGAGGCUCCAUGGUUCCUUUCUCAAUGAGGAUUUUACACGCUGAACUGCAGCAAUAUCUGGGAAACCCUCAGGAGUCACUGGAUCGACUGCACAGGAUGAAAACCAUCUGCAGCCAGAUACUGAACAAUCUGGAGCAAGGCUUUACCGAAGAUGGGAGCCUGAAUAACCUGACCCAGGAGAACAGGCAAGCCUCCGUUCAGCUGUGGAGGUCACGCCUGGCCCGGGUGAUGUACUCCGUGGCAAACUGUCUGCUCAUGAUGAAGGAUUACGUGCUGGCCGUGGACGCGUAUCAGUCAGUCAUUAAAUACCACCCGGAACAAGAGCCUCAGCUGUUGAGCGGCAUCGGAAGGAUUUUCCUGCAGAUUGGAGACAUAAAGACGGCCGAGAAGUACUUCCAGGAUGUUGAGAAAGUAACACAGAACUCGAAUGGAUUACAGAGCAGAAUAAUGGUUCUGAUGAACAGGGCGUUUCUGCAGCUGGGGCAGAAUAACUUCGGCGAGGCCCACAGGUUCUUCACAGAAAUCCUGAAGAUCCACCCAACAAACGCAGUGGCGCACAACAACGCGGCCGUGUGCCUGCUGUACCUGGGCAAGCUGAAGGAGUCCCUGCGCCAGCUGGAGGGGAUGGCGCGGCGGGAGGCCCGGCCCGACCUCCACGAGAGCGUCCUCUUCAACCUGACCACCAUGUACGAGCUGGAGUCCUCGCGCAGCGCGCAGAAGAAGCAGCUGCUCCUGCAGGCCGUGGCCGCCAACGAGGGCGACGGCUUCAACGCCCAGUGCCUCAAGCUGGGCUAAGGGGCCCGGCCCGCCAUCCCUCGAGCGCUUGGGAGCGUCCAGUACAACCCAGUCAGGAGUCAGGUGCCCUGCCCGUACGUGACGACCACGCGGAUACCGUGAUUAUCAUCAUCAUUAUUAUUACAGUCUCCCGUUGUGAUAAGCCGCUUAACGCAUUAGGAGCUGGGCUAGGGGCCCGGCCCGCCGUCCGUCGGCGGCGUCCAUCGAGCGCUUGGGAGCGUCCAGUACAACCCAGUCGGGACUCAGGUGCCCUGCCCGUACGUGACGACCACGCGGAUACCGUGAUUAUCAUCAUCAUUAUUAUUACAGUCUCCCGUUGUGAUAAGCCGCUUAACGCAUUAGGAGCUGGGCUAGGGGCCCGGCCCGCCGUCCGUCGGCGGCGUCCAUCGAGCGCUUGGGAGGGUCCAGUACAACCCAGUCGGGACUCAGGUGCCCUGCCCGUACGUGACGACCACGCGGAUACCGUGAUUAUCAUCAUUAUUAUUACAGCCUCCCGUUGUGAAAGCCUGUUAACGCAUUAGGAGCUGGGCUAGGGGCCCGGCCCGCCGUCCGUCGGCGGCGUCCAUCGAGCGCUUGGGAGCGUCCAGUACAACCCAGUUGGGAGUCAGGUGCCCUGCCCGUACGUGACGACCACACGGAUACCGUGAUUAUCAUCAUUAUUAUUACAGCCUCCCGUUGUGAAAGCCUGUUAACACAUUAGGAGGCUGUUUUCCCCAGCUGGGGCCAGUCGCUUCCCUUCUCUGAGCCUCAGUUCCCUCCUCUGCAAAACGGGGAUGAUAAUGAUAACG